Heterocephalus glaber (naked mole-rat) is the source of this 6590-nucleotide messenger RNA. The record is from RefSeq and is a predicted model, not a curated record. Lineage: Eukaryota; Metazoa; Chordata; Mammalia; Rodentia; Bathyergidae.
CCUCCCGGCAGCCCCAGCCCCGGCGAGCACCCGGCCAGCCACCUCCAGCAGGGGCUCCGGAGAGCUUCCCGGCGCCCCGGGGAGGGCAGCCAAAGCCAUGGAAGCCUCCGCAGGUUGCUGAUCCGAGGCGGGCGGCUGCAGCAGCGACUGCAGAGGCGCUGCGCCAAGCGGGCCAGAGUCGUGCAAGCUGGCGGGACUGCGGAGGGCAAGCGGACUCAGGUUUUUCUGUGCCCAGGAGGAUUCAGUCACUCGUGACCAUGAGCAAGAGUGAAGAGGCACUGCUGGCUCCCAUCUCAACCUGCCCUGUGGUUCCUGUUGUGGGGAUUAGCCCUGUGUCCAGCGGCCCUACCUGGGUGCCUGGGGCAUGAUGGCUGGGAAGUAAUGCCAGCCUGGGUGAGAGCUCAGAUGACGGGUGUGGUGGAGCCUAGCACCCAACACCUCUAUGCAGACAAUACUGGCAGUGUCCAGCCCUCUGAGGAACAGGCCAUAUUCUGUGUCACAGACAGGAAACAGGCCAUCUGAGCAGUGCCUUUGUCCACUCAGGAGGCAGCCCUGCCACCGGCCAGGAAGACCAGGCUCCUGGGAGGUGCUGGUGUGGGAAGGGGGUAGUCCUGGGCCAGGGAUUCCAGGGUUUCAGCUGUAGCCCCUCAGCACCUGAUGCUGGUUGGGCCAGCAUACCUUGGUUGUGAACUGGGCAAGUCCCUUCUCUCUCAGUAGCUGAUUCCUCAUCUGUGAAAGGGGACUAAUCACAAUACUUCCUCAUAGGGUUGUUGGGAGGAGUCAGUGGCAGAAUGUACGUAAUGUGCGUGGCAUGGGCUCUGUCUUGGCGUGUGGCUGGGUAAAUGCUUCUCUCCCAGCAUGGGGGGCAGUCCAGGGCACAACAUCCUCAACCAACUCUCCUAUAACCCAGGCUACUGUCCUCAGUUCCUACUCUGGAUGUCAAAGAAAGGGAUGUGGGUCUCUGUAGCUGCCUCACAACCAGCCCACUGGCUGCUGAGAGCCCGGCCCUAUGCAUCAGAUUCUAGGAGCUUUGUGCUGAUGCCCUGUGUGCCCUCCUCCUCACAUAGCCUCAAUUCAGCCCAGCAUGGGGCCUUUCCCCUCCAAUACCCUUGAGGUCUAGGCCCCCACCCAGGAGAGCCAAUGGGCCUGAGUUCACCUACCCUCUUACCAAGAGUCUCUCCUAGCAUGGACUCUUGCUACUGGGCCACCCACUGAGAUGCCCAGUAGCAAGUAGGGAGGACUUCUGCUCCUAUCUACCCCAGCCCUCUACUGCAUUGAGCCUAAUCUACAUCUUCCUGGAACUUGAGGAAGUCAGCACGUAGAUUUGCAUGAAUGGGUAUGUGUGGCACACGGGAAUCAGGCAUGAGCAUGGGAGGGCUGGCUGCAUGUCCUGCAUUGUGGGCAGGUGCUGGGGCAUGUUCACAGGGAUGUGUGCUGCACAUCUUAGAAUUCUGGGACAUGGUACUGUUUCGUGUUCGUAUGUAUCCAUAUGUCUUUCUACAUGUGUGCUGGUAUGUUGGUCUGUCUUGUCUCCCCCUGUAGACAGGAAGCCCUGAACCACAAGCCAACUGGGAAGGUGAUGGUUGACAAGAACAGCCCAGCCUAAUUUGGGGUUCCUGGUUCUGCUCCAGGAGCCCUGCAGCCUGCAGCCUCUGCCAAGAAGGGAGGACUGAACAGCAGGGAGACAGGGGUCUGAGUGUCAGGGACCUGGGAGAAGCAGCCUGGCUUGCAAAUUAGAAGACUUGGAGCUGCACCAGAGGACAGGAGUCCCUGCUCCUGCUGUCCUUGUGAUCUUGGGCAAGAUCUGCACCCUCUCUGGAGCAUAUUCACUCAUCUGGAGGAUACUAGCCCCAGGGACACCACCCAUUCCACCCCUUACUCGGACCCGCAGCCUCAUGGCCAUGUCCCUGCCAGGGAGCAGACGGGCCUCUGCUGGAUCCCGCAGGCGCACCUCUCCACCCGUGAGCGUGCGGGAUGCCUAUGGUACCUCUUCCCUCAGCAGUAGCAGCAACUCAGGCUCCUGCAAGGGCAGCGACAGCAGCCCCACACCCAGGCGCUCCAUGAAGUACACACUGUGCAGUGACAACCAUGGCAUCAAGCCCCCCACCCCGGAGCAGUACCUGACCCCCCUGCAGCAGAAAGAGGUGUGCAUCCGGCACCUGAAGGCGCGGCUGAAGGACACACAGGACCGGCUCCAGGACCGGGACACAGAGAUCGAUGACCUGAAGACACAGCUAUCACGCAUGCAGGAGGACUGGAUUGAGGAGGAAUGCCACCGUGUGGAGGCUCAGCUAGCCCUGAAGGAAGCCCGCAAGGAAAUCAAACAGCUCAAACAGGUCAUUGACACUGUCAAAAACAACCUGAUUGACAAAGACAAGGGGCUGCAGAAAUACUUUGUGGACAUCAACAUCCAGAACAAGAAGCUAGAGACGCUGCUGCACAGCAUGGAGGUGGCCCAGAAUGGCAUGGCCAAGGAGGAGGGCACUGGGGAGUCGGCUGGUGGUUCCCCUGCCCGCUCCCUCACCCGCAGUUCCACUUAUACCAAGCUGAGUGACCCAGCUGUCUGCGGUGACCACCAGCCUGGUGAUCCCUCCGCCUCUGCUGAAGAUGGAACCGACAGUGGCUUUGUGGCUGCUGAUGACACACUAAGCCGGACUGACGCUCUAGAGGCCAGCAGCCUGCUGUCAUCAGGGGUGGACUGUGGCCCUGAGGAGGCCUCGCUGCACAGCUCCUUCAGCCUGGGUGCCCGCUUCCCUGCCAGUAACACCUAUGAGAAGCUUCUGUGUGCCACAGAAGCUGGUGUGCAGGCCAGCUGCAUGCAGGAGCGGGCCAUCCAGACAGACUUUGUGCACUACCAACCCGACCUGGACACCAUCCUGGAGAGAGUGACACAGGCCCAGGGCUGUGGGACAGUCCCUGAGGACAGGCACCCAGAGUCAGAUUCCCACCCCCCAGGGCCCAGAGACCCCAACUCAGCAGUGGUGGUGACAAUGGGUGAUGAGCUUGAGGUCCCGCAGGCCAUCACCCAUGGGCCCACUGUACACCGGCCUGGAGCCAACCCCAACCCUGGUCUGUCGGUGAGUGUGGUAUGCCCUGUGGAGGAGGAGGAGGAGGAGGUGGCCACGCCUGCGGCUACAGCUGAAAAGGAGCCCAAGAGCUACUGGAGUCGCCACUACAUCGUGGAUCUUCUGGCUGUGGUGGUGCCAGCCAUGCCCACAGUAGCCUGGCUUUGCCGCUCCCAGCGACGCCAGGGCCAGCCCAUCUACAACAUCAGCUCCCUGCUGCGGGGCUGCUGCACUGUGGCCUUGCACUCCAUCCGCAGGAUGAGCUGCCGCUCUCUAGCCCACUCAGGGCCCAGUUCAGCAAGCAGUAGCUCCCAGCUCUGAGGUGGCUGCCCCAUCCCAGACAGCGCUCUGGCAGCCUGACCACUGAUUGUAGGGACGCUGUCCUCCCCCUUCCAUAUCCCCACAGGCAUCAUCUUAUUUACUUAGUUUUGGGUUUAGAACAGUUUUCUUUCCUGGAUAUUAACAGUGUCAGGGGCUGGGAAAGACUUCCCAAAACUUCCAGAGGGAGAAGGGUAAGGAAGACUCAAGGCAGGGAAGUACACUGAUUGGACAAACCGCACAGAGACACUUCUGAGGCCCCCAACCCAGCUGCGCUGUCCACCCAGCCCUUAGACAGGGUGGGCCCUGCUCAGGAAGUCUCUGGCUGGAUUAUCUGGGGACCCUCCCCUCCCUGCUCCAUCCUGUCCAGUACCCUGCCCACUCCAUACCUUCUCUCCCAAGCCACCUUGCCCUCUGCCAGGCUUCUGAGCCAGUGUUAUGUCCUCAGAGACAGCUAUGGCAACGUGCAGAAAACUGACCCAAGCACUUUGAGCAGGGUCUGGAACCCCUGAGCCUGGAUUGGAGCUGCAGCCUCCCCCCGUUCCCCCUUGUUCCCCAGAUUCAGAAGUAGAGGCCAUAGCUGGUGGAACAGCAUGCCAGGCAUGAAGGGCUGAGGGCAGGGUGGGUUCUGUGUCUGUCUGUCCUCCCAGUUCCUCCCCAUGAUCUAUUUUCCUCUUGGCUUCUGGGUAUGUUAGAUUGCUCUUCCUUGAGAGAGAGAGCCAAGCCUGGUCAGAUGAGUGCUGUGGAGGGAGCACUCAUCCAAGCCCUGGCAUCCACUGGGAGAUCCGCCAGCAUAGGGGAGGCAGGGCUGGGAGUGUCAGGGGCCCUGCACCCUCUCCAAUGAGGCCACUUCAUCUGUCAUCCAGGGUUGUGGCUGGACUCAGGAAUCCUUGGCUGUUCUGAGAUGCCAGAGGCCAUGGCUGCCCCUGGAGUUUGCCCACCUUUCUUCAAGGGGCCUCUGGGUCAACCUCUGCCUUGCACUGUGUUCACUUUGGGGAUUGGUUCUCCCCCAUCCCAAAGACCCCUGGGAGUGGCUACUUGCUUUCUGGGAUGAGGGUCCCUAAAUCUACCUGCCUGCCUCUGGGGGAAGCAGAGAAUUCUGGCAGGAUGACUCUCAGGAUGGGGUAUGGAAGCCAUGACAUUUGUUCAGGCCAAAGCAGGGUCCCCUGGGACUUGUUUCCCAGGCAGGAACACGACAGGGCAGGAAAAGCCCUGUGGCCACCUGCUCCCAGCCCAACCCAGGUCAGCCUGGGAAGGAUCACUAUUCCUCACCUUCCCUGGGACCACAUCUGAGUCCCCCAGCAAAACUGCUGAAAUUUUAUUACCAUUAUUAGUUUACAAAGUAAACUCCUUCCUCUUCCUCCAUGGGGGUUACACCCAUCUGGGCAUCCCACCCAUUCAGCAGAGGUUAGGUCCUACAUUGGAGGAGUUGAUGAGACCUAUGUCUCAUGUACCCUCUGGCCUAGGGGCUACUCUGGUUCUCUGCCAAGGUACUUUGCCCUCAUCCUGAGGCCCCAAUGGCCACUGCCUGACUGGUGGGCUCUGCCCGUCUACUCUGUGCCCUCCCUGCAGAGGGCACCUGCAUGCACUGGGGGUGGGCAGCCAGCCCAGCCAUCUGGGCCAGAGCCCUCUCUGCGACACGCUUCGUGCCUCCAAACCUCCCCCGCCUCAGCUGGGGCCUCAGACCAGCCCUCCUUUGUGGACCACCCUGCCCUUGGCUGAACUAAACCCGAGUGCCUGGGGCCUGGCUGCAGGUGCCCCACAGGACACUGAGGUCAUGCCAUGGAUGGGGCAGGGGACCAAAGCAACCCAAAGCCAAGCCAGGACUGGUCACAGACCCAGCCUCCUGUGCCCUGUGCCCAUGGAGCUGCAUAGCAUCUCCUUAGAAAUAAAGCUUUGCUGAGAAAAUAAAUGUAUGAACUAUAUUUGACAACAUAAAAUCUAUAUAUUUUUCACCACUGGAAUUUAGUCAAGCUUUGCAACCCCACUGCUCCUGUCCGUGUCUCACUGUUUGUGGCCUUCCUAUCGUGUCCUGUGUUUUGGUGGGUGUGGGCAGUGCUGGGGUUGUUGUUCACCCUGACCCUGCUGUUAGAGAAGCCACUUGUAAGGGCUGGGCCAUGGGUGGGCCUGGGCUAUGGGCCCGAGGCCACCAGAGAAGGUGAGGGGGACCUGGCUGCUGCCCUCCACUCCUACUCUGGCCCAAGCCCUGACUGUGUGGGUCACAGGGGCCUGAGCCCAUAGCACUGAGGGGGCUCUUUUUUGUGGGUUCUAGUGGGGCCUUCAGUGGGCUCUCUUUCUUGCCAGUAGAGAAAGCAGCUCACCCCCAGGCCUAGGGCAGCCCCUGGGCUGGCAGCCUUGGCCCAGCCUCUGAGCAUACAUGUGCUCAGUAUCCUGCAUCUAUGCAAAGGGCCAGAACUGCCUGUGCAGCCCCAGGGGAGGGCAUGCAGUGGGCUGCUGGCUUGGCUAUAGCCCUGGCUAGCUGGCACACGGGGGGCUGGGAGGCCGAGGCUAGGCCUGGCCAGGACCCUCUGGAGAGUUCUCCUCCUCUGUAGCUGCCCUUUCCUUCUGCUUGAUACUUCCUCCUGCCCUCAGCUUCUGGAGCAGAAAUCUUCAGGGCCUCCCCACUCUUCAUCCUCCAGCCACAGCUGAUUAGGUCUUGAGGAACAGUGUCCCCAGGAAACCACCUUCUGAAACUGCUGGUCACUUUGGAGCCCAGUGGUUAGAGGUGGCUCUUCCUUAGUUCUGGGGCCAGGGCCACAGCAGUGCUGCUUUCCCUCUGGCCCAGGCCCAGGCAGGACUUGGGAGCUGGGCCUGGGCUUCUGCACAAAGACCUGGCCUUGAGCAGAGUUUAUGACAAAUGUUUCCUGAGGGAAUAGCUUAGCUUUUCAUUGAACACCCUUCCCAGUUGCCACUAGCACAGGAGUAUCUGACAACACUCUGGGGUGGGGGGCAGAUCACAAGGUUCCAGGGCAAAGGCCUCCCCUCCUGGGGCCCUCUGCCCAGGGAACUCUCAACUCCCUUUCUGACCCAGGAGAUGAUGCAAACGGUCACAGUGUACUCUCAUAUUUGGCCAUCCCCUUGACCAAGAAUUUAGGGGAUGUAGGAAGGAGGGAGGUGGGGAGGGGUCUUGACUCUCAUCUCCUUGUCCUUUUGUUCAGACAAAGUUGUACCUGCACCACAGAGCUCUGAAUUAAAGCAUGAACACAC